AGGAUACGCUAGCAUGGACCCCGUGCGUUAUCCGACCGACCAGUAGCCCGAGAUGGAAGGAGCCGCAUGAAUGGGUCGAGGACACGCUUAGCCUCUGUGGCGGUGACGUGAAGCCAGCCCCUUUCCUGCCGUCCCUGAAGGUGCCCAACCACGCCCGCCACGCCCGCACAAUGAGCCAUCCUCCUGCUUAUUCCCAGGUUCCUCUCGAGCCGCCGGAGUACAGCCAGGCGCCCUCCGCCCCGCCCGCGGACGACGGCUUCCAGCCCGGGCCGCCCAAGUACCCCGGGGAGAGUUUCUCGCAGAAAGCUCCCCUGAAUCCCUCGGGGGAAGUGGGCAACCCGCCCCCUGAGCCGCCGCCGGCCUUCUACAACCCCCCUCCCUACUCCCCGCCUUCUGGAGGGGCGUUCGGCCAGCCGCCCGCGAACCCGGCGCCGCCCUACAGCCAGCCGUACCCAGCGGCGACGCCUGCGCCAGCCUACAGCCAGUUCCCGCCUCCCCAGCAGGUGGCGACGUACGGCCAACAGCAGCACCCUGUGGCGCCCCCCACGUUCGCCCCGCCCGCCGCCCCCGUGCAGGUGGUGGUGGCGCAGACGCUGCCGCCGGGGAUCUGCACCGUCUGCAGGAAAGGGAAGAUGGAGGAGAGUCCCACUUGCUGCACGUGCUUCUGGUGCUUGCUCUGCCUUCCGUGCUUCAUCCUGCCGAGCCUCCUGAUCUACCUGUGCUGCUGCCGCGAACCCAAGUGCACCAACUGCGGCUACAGCCCCUAGCGAGUCCCGCCGCCAUCUGCUCAUUUCGUCUGACGAGAAAACUGUGAUUCCUCCCAUUCCAAGCUGGUUCCUCCCAUUCCAAGCUGGUUCCUCCCAUUCCAGGCUGGUUCCUCCCAUUCCAAGUUGACAAAGAGACGUCCUGUCCUUGAUAUUUGUUCCGAUACUAAACCUUGGCGUACUGGCUGACCCAAAAAAACCUCACCAUUUGGUAUAAGAACUUCUAAUUCCACGUCUUCCUUCGAUUAAAAACAAUAAUAUUCGCA
This is a messenger RNA of Penaeus vannamei (Pacific white shrimp), 1030 nucleotides long. NCBI's taxonomy places the organism in Eukaryota, Metazoa, Arthropoda, Malacostraca, Decapoda, Penaeidae. The record is from RefSeq and is a predicted model, not a curated record.